AUGGAAUCUGUACCCAUCGCCGUCUUUGUCUACGGUGAUUACGUAAGGACAGGACCACGUGAGCUCACCGUGUUCGAUGCAGCUGCGAUCCAGCCAAUCCUGGGAGUUCAUUCCAAGACUACCAAGGGCCCAUUCUUCGAUGUCAUGGAAAGAUCCCUGCAUCUCAAUCGCGACAAGACUUUUCAUCGACAGCGACGCCGGGUUUGGGAUAAUGCAUUCAAAGCAUCACUCUCUGACUACGCUCCUCAAAUCGAGCAUUUCACGGAUCAGUUACUCAUAAGACUCCGCAAUGAAGAAGGACAGCCCAUUCCUCUCCUUGAAUAUACCACCUACUACAGCUACGAUGUCAUGGCAGCUCUGGCUUUUGGAAAGCCUAUGGGCUUCAUCAAGGGUGAACAAAGCGAUGUCGCAGCAAGCAUCCUCGCCACUUUCACCAACAGUGUCCAAGCCUUGGGCUACAUGUACCACAUGCCAUGGCUGAUGAACGCAAUCGGAGUCCUCACAUCAAUCGCCGGCCCCAUGAAAGAAUGGCGAGACUGGAGUGUCAGUCAAAUGCGAAUCCGAAUGAAGAUCCACCUACAGGUCCGAGACGCGAAACCAGACCUCAUCUCCCACCUGAUUACCUCGACGCCCAAAACCCACGAAGGCCGCGAACUCCUCUUCGGCGAGUCCCGCCUCAUCAUCUCCGCUGGUAGUGAAACUACUUCCACAGCCCUAACCUUCAUCUUCAUGCAACUCGCCACACACCCUCACUAUAUGACCGCCGUACGCAACGAGUUCCUAGCCAAACACCCCUCACACACAUGCCAAAACGCCCUCCCCUUUCUCGAAGCAGUCAUCCAAGAGUCCAUGCGCAUGUGGCCCUCCGUCUUCUUCGGCUCCCAACGCGUAACCCCACCCCAAGGUGUCGAGAUCUCGGGCCACUUGAUCCCCGGAAACAUUAUCGUACACAUCCCUCUUUUCCCGCUGUUCCGCGACCCCAGGAAUUUCGUCUGUCCCGAUGAGUUUAUACCUGAGCGGUGGACGACUAGACCAGAGUUGGUGCGGAAUAGAGCGGCGUAUAUACCGUUUUCUACGGGUGCGCAUAGUUGUGCGGGGAAGAAAUUGAGUCUCAUGGAGUUGAGGAGUGUGGUGGGCAGGGUGAUCAGUGAGUUUGAUGUCGUGCUUGAAGAGGGCACGGAUGUGGGGGCGUUUUGGGAGGGGGUUAAGGAUCAUUUUACCGCGGGCCCGCCGAGGAUGAUGGUGAGGUUUGUUAAAGGCGGCUGA
Pyrenophora tritici-repentis Pt-1C-BFP is the source of this 1266-nucleotide messenger RNA. Lineage: Eukaryota; Fungi; Ascomycota; Dothideomycetes; Pleosporales; Pleosporaceae. The record is from RefSeq and is a predicted model, not a curated record.